Callorhinchus milii (elephant shark) is the source of this 2234-nucleotide messenger RNA. RefSeq names its product Tax1 (human T-cell leukemia virus type I) binding protein 3. NCBI's taxonomy places the organism in Eukaryota, Metazoa, Chordata, Chondrichthyes, Chimaeriformes, Callorhinchidae. Gene Ontology annotation, molecular function: protein binding. The transcript is spliced from 3 exons. Gene Ontology annotation, biological process: neurotransmitter receptor transport postsynaptic membrane to endosome; neurotransmitter receptor transport, endosome to postsynaptic membrane. Gene Ontology annotation, cellular component: adherens junction; postsynaptic membrane; postsynaptic density. The record is from RefSeq and is a predicted model, not a curated record. The coding region runs from base 20 to 412 and encodes 130 amino acids.
CGAUGAGAGAUCUCUAUUCAUGUCCUUGUUUCCUUGUGUUUUCACUGUUCUUGCCCUGACUCUGAACUCUUUCUUUCAGGAACGCAUUGAAAUUCAGAAACUGCGUCAAGGCCCGAGCCUGAUCCUGGGAUUUAGUAUUGGAGGUGGGAUUGACCAGGACCCAGCUCAAAACCCCUUUUCAGCUGAUAAAACUGACAAGGGUGUGUACGUAACCAGAGUGAGCGAGGGUGGACCAGCCGAAGUAGCGGGUCUCCAGAUUGGAGACAAGAUAAUGCAGGUGAACGGUUGGGACAUGACUAUGGUAACGCACGACGAGGCUAGAAAGUGUCUGACUAAGAAGACCGAAGAGGUGGUUCGUCUUCUGGUAACGCGUAAAUCCCUGCAGGACGCCGUGAGGAACGCAAUGAAGUGACGAAGCUCUGGGACUGAGCUACUACUUGGCCUCUACAAAUUAAAGAGCAGCUAUUCUCUUUUAUUUCUAAAGCAGUGCUGAACUCCCUGUUAUUCAGCGGCAUUUGAAAAAGGUUCUUACUACUUGGUUACCAGGGCACGGGUCACUGAGAAUUGUUAUGAAAUUUUUAAUAUAUAUAAAUAUAUAAUGUGGCAAUUCUGUGGCGUUCUGCUGCCCUGGAACUGACACGAACGGUAAUGCUAUCGGAACCACGAGGACAAAGGUUAAUGUAGGAGUUGUCUCCUGUAUUUAAGAUAACACAUAUCAAUUAUGCAUUGCACCCUCUUUUCAAUAGCCUACUGUUUAUUUCAUAGGUUAUGGGGAUGAGUCACUGCUCAAUGAUCAUGUUAAUGGAGGGGGAGAGAGGGAAGAGGAGAAAUUGCUCUUUAAAUUGUGAGUUCAACGGAGUUAGCCCUGUGCCAAAAAUGAGCAAAGAUGCAAUAGUUUAUUUCUGCGGACUAAAGAACGUGACAGCGUAAUGAAACCUAAUGAAGCUGGAAAAUAGCCGAGGAACCGACUCGGGCAAAAAGUGACGAUGUUUUGUAAAAUGGUUGAUUUGUUUGAAAAGCUAGCUUGAACCAAAGCAAUCUAUAUCAGUACGUCUCUAAAUUCUCAACCUAUGCACGUAUCUUGAAGUGUUUUUGGUGAUUUUUUUCUCUCUUCCGGAAUGUACUUUUAUACUUGAGACUAACUAUUUUUUGUAGAUCUAUUUAAUCGAACUCUGUGCCUUUUGCACAUGGUAUGGGCAUUUCAUUCACAUUUAUUCACUUCUGUCAUUACAGUUUAAAAAAAGCUUUUGGACGCAUUUAUUCCUCACUAAAGAUAAUCCUGUUAUAUUGUGUACAUUAUGUUAAUUUUAUUCUGUAUUACAGAGGUACUUUGCAGUUAUAAACCUUGAAUGCUGGGUGUAGCACUCACUCCACGGUCUAUAAAAGUGCCUUUAUUCCUUUCCCUCAAGUGGACCAGCUUGAAUUUAACUAGCCAAAAAAAAACAACUGACCACGUGCCUUUGUGUGGAGGGAAUGGCCUCACUGAAGUGCGCAUGAAGCAGCAACAAGCCCUUAUCAAACCCACUAUUUUGAAGAGAAUUGGUCAGUCAUGCGUUGACCUAGUUUGGUGAAUGUUUGGGAAAUAGAGAUUGAUCCAGUGUUAAAAUCCAGUGUUCCAAACAGCCAGCCGCUCCCUUCUGUGACCCCCCCCCCACCCCCCUCUCUUAACAGUGGGGUGAGUGUCAAACCUACCCUUGAUUGGGAGUGACAAGUAGGAAAGCGCUGUUAGUUUCCCCCAUGGAAUCUCAGCACGGUAACAAGUUGUUGGAUUGUAACCCUCUGACUCUUGCUCCCACGUACGUGAUGAAUCGCUGGCUGUUGCACCUCCAGCCUUUACAAGGUGGGUCCUGGUGAGCUCUGCACUCUUGAGACUGGCUUCCCUUCAGCAAUGAUUUCUUCGGUAACUUACUGUGAACCAGUACCAAUGCUUUCCUUUUUUAAUACUGAACUUUUUUAUGGGCGGAUGAUUGCAAGUGCACGUGAUGUAACCAGUUGUUUCACAGAGGUUUUUACUGAUGGUUUUGUUUAUCCUGUGUAUCAAUGAUGCUUUUGCAUUUUUUUUUAAAAUCUAAGACUAAUAUUAAUUUGACUUGAGAUGCGAAGCGCCUGUUGAUUAUGUGGAAAGUAAUGAUGAAGUUUGUCAUUGUAAAGAAACACUACACCAACUACUCUCAAUAAAAAGCUCUCUUUUCCUUUGGGUCACCAAGGAUAGAGGAGGAAAGGCUUUACACUAA